AUGUCGACGUCAGCCGAAUCUGAUAAAACACUCGACAUAAGCAUAAAAACAACCGAAAGCAAUACUGAUGCUCAUACCGCCGAAUCCGACAAAACACUCGAUAUAAGCAUAAACAAUCCAAGCAACACAGUUGAGAAGAAUAGCAACAACGAUACAAGCACUGAGACCGAUAAUAGUGACAAAGACAAUCUUGAUCGUAUUAUUUCAGAAAGAAAUUCAAAACUGACUACACGGAAUCACGGCGAAUUAGAACACUAUGACGCGGAACAUCAGCAGAGUAAAUUCAGGAUUUUGUUCAGUCUGUUGAAGAAGUUUAUUGGAGUCAAAGAUAUAGUAUCAUUGCGCAUUUCACUUCCCGCACAACUUAUUGAACCUAUUGGUAAUUUGGAGUACUGGAAUUAUAAUGAUCGACCGGAUUAUUUUUUAUGUAUUGGCGAUUCUGAUGAUCCUUUGGAAAGAAUGCUUGCCGCCAUACGUUGGUGGUAUUCAAAAGAUUUAAAAUUUGUGAAAGGAAAACUAAUAAAACCAUAUAAUUCCAUUCUUGGAGAACAAUUCUUGUGUCAUUGGGAGAUCUCCCCACCAAAAUUCAAUAAGAAUGGAGAGAUCGAUCCAAACGCGCAAGCGACCGGCUCAAGUCACGAGAAAAAAUAUCGCGUAACAUGUUUGAAUGAGCAAAUUUCGCACCAUCCACCAGUAUCCGCGUUUCAUUAUCAUUGCCCUGAAAAGGCCGUUAAAUUUUCUCCUGGUGAUCAAAAUAAGGGAAUCUACCUCACGUUGGAGAAGCGCGAUAACGAAGAAUAUUUAAUGACACAUCCAAACGCUUUGAUACAAGGAUGGUUAAAAGGUUCUUUGUACGUUGUUGUGUGUGAAGCUUCCAUUAUUACGUGUCCGAAAACUAAAUUGAAAGCCAUAUUAGAGUAUAAAGAGGAGCGAUGGUUAGGAAAGGCAAGAUUUCUUAUCGAAGGUAAAAUAUUUAGAUACGAUCCAGAGAAUGAUGAUAUAAUAAAAUUAAAAAAUGUCGAUGAGGAAGAUGUGGUUGCCGAAUUGACUGGUAGCUGGCGUGGACAAAUAUAUGCCACCCGUUUUGAUACAAACGAGCAAAGGUUACUAUUAGACAUGGACCCAAUAGAUCCAAUUCCAAAAAAAGUGAAACCAUUAUCAAAACAAGGAACACUAGAAUCACGUAAGGUAUGGCAACCAGUCACCACCGCCCUCCUCAAAAAAGAUUACUCGCUUGCCACCAAGGAAAAACAGAAUAUCGAAGAACGACAACGGCAAAUUGCUGCCGAAUUGAAAGCGAAAAAUGAAGAACAUGUGCCCGUGUAUUUCCAUGUACCGGUUGUUGAAGGAAAACCCGAAUUGAAAGAGGCUGCGUUGGAACUUUUGAAGUCAGAGCUUACUAGAAAUUCUUGA
Molecule: messenger RNA, 1413 nt
Organism: Ambispora leptoticha
Lineage: Eukaryota; Fungi; Glomeromycota; Glomeromycetes; Archaeosporales; Ambisporaceae
Source: the annotation of a GenBank genome assembly